Messenger RNA from Necator americanus (New World hookworm), 1701 nucleotides. RefSeq lists its product as uncharacterized. Gene Ontology annotation, biological process: nucleoside transmembrane transport. Bases 1 to 1701 code for a protein of 566 amino acids. Gene Ontology annotation, cellular component: plasma membrane. The transcript is spliced from 15 exons. NCBI's taxonomy places the organism in Eukaryota, Metazoa, Nematoda, Chromadorea, Rhabditida, Ancylostomatidae. Gene Ontology annotation, molecular function: nucleoside transmembrane transporter activity. The record is from RefSeq and is a predicted model, not a curated record.
AUGUUCAGGUCGAAAAUUGCCGAUAUCCAGGAUCGCAAAGAGGACCGGUAUAAGUGCAACCAGCAUGGAUUUUCUGCACGCAAAGACCUGCGUAAAGGCACGAGAAUAGGACGUGCACGUGCUGGAGCAGAUAAUCCAGAGAGCCCAAAACUGGGUGCAGAAUCACCGGAUCGAGAAGAUGUGAAUGCCCCGGGAAAAGAAGCGCAAGGCGAAGCUCAACCAGAAAACCCUCCACAAGAGCAAGCUGAACCCGAGAAACCGAAAAGUGAUGACGCCACACCAAAACCUUCAGCGGAAGGUACCGAAAAUGCGCCUAAACCACCAGCACCCGGAUCCGCUGAAAAAGCGGAGAAGAAAUCAGCCGAAUCACCUGACAAAGAACCGGAAGAGAUGAAAGAAAAAUGGGAUUCAAAAAGCCGGAAGGAAGGUACAAAGAAAGAAGAGGAGGAAACACCACCGGUGGACAAGUUACGCUUAGCGUGGAUGAUAAUUUUUCUAAACGGUAUUGGUGUUUUGCUUCCAUGGAAUAUGUUCAUAACUAUCGCGCCGAAUUAUUAUGUGGAAUAUUGGUUCACAGUGGGAGGAAAUAAAACGAACUAUGCGAAAAGUUUUAUGAGCGAUCUUGGAAUUGCAGCUCAGAUACCGAAUUGGCUUGUCGGACUCAUCAAUGUGCUACAAAUCAUCGGUGGUUCUUUGAUGAUUCGAAUUGCUGGCCCGCUUACUAUAAAUUGUAUAAAUGUAAUUGUUAUCCUAAUACUGAUUGUUGCUCAAGAUCCGGCUGUAGAAGCCAUGGGAUGGUUUUAUGUGGUAACGAUGAUAAUCAUAGUUGUACUGAAUGCUUCGAACGGCCUGUACCAGAACUCAGUAUUCGGUCUCACAGCAGACUUCCCAGCCGCUUAUACAAAUGCAUUGAUUGUUGGUAAUAAUGUUUGCGGAACAUUUAUAAGUGUGCUUGCUAUUCUCACCAUUCUCGUUUUCACAACUGAAUACAAGACUGUAGCGUUGAUUUAUUUCUCGAUUUCAUUAGCUGUUCUCGUUUUGUGUGGAUUAUCACUUGUGGUGCUUACACGAUUGGACUUCUACAAGUUUUACCUCGAAAAAGGUAAUCGAGCACGUGCAGCUGAAAACGCGACCAGGCCUAGUCUACGGCAGUUUGUCGAAACAUUCAAGGGUUGUUGGGCGCAGUUGGUGAGUGUGUUCUUAGUAUUUUUUGUGACACUUGCUGUAUUUCCUGCUGUGCUAGCCGGUACCACACCACAUGGAAAGGGCGAGCCAUGGAACAGUGCGAUCCCAAAAGAGUUAUAUCCCGGAAUUACUGUGUUCCUGAAUUUUAAUCUUUUGGCGGCAAUUGGAUCAACAACCGCUAAUUUUGUGCAGUUUCCAGGACCACGAUUUUUACUCUAUCCUGUUUUGGCACGUCUUUUCUUUAUUCCAUACUUCAUGCUAUGCAAUUACAAUGUAGACGAUCGCAUAAUGCCGGUUCUCUUCAAAAAUGAAUGGUUCUUUAUUAUCGGUAAUGCGGUCAUGGCAUACACAAGCGGAUAUUUCAGCUCACUGGCAAUGAUGUACGCGCCAAGAGUUGUGCACAGUUCAUUGUCGAAAACAGCUGGUAUGGCAGGAGCAUUGUUCUUGAUUUCAGGUAUUAUGUGUGGCGUAGCGUUUGUACCAGUUAUCACUUUCAUGACAAACAAUAUUGGCUAA